Messenger RNA from Aureobasidium pullulans EXF-150, 1968 nucleotides. RefSeq names its product peptide transport protein PTR2. Lineage: Eukaryota; Fungi; Ascomycota; Dothideomycetes; Dothideales; Saccotheciaceae. Gene Ontology annotation, cellular component: plasma membrane; fungal-type vacuole. The record is from RefSeq and is a predicted model, not a curated record. Gene Ontology annotation, biological process: oligopeptide transport; transmembrane transport. Gene Ontology annotation, molecular function: dipeptide transmembrane transporter activity; tripeptide transmembrane transporter activity. The coding region runs from base 59 to 1873 and encodes 604 amino acids. The transcript is spliced from 3 exons.
CGUUUCUUAGCCCGACGCCUCUUUGCUUGUAUUUGCUUGACAUUCGGAUAUCCUAAUCAUGGAUCACGAAACACCUGCAGCUGAAUUCCACGCAACUGCUGUUGCACCUCGUACCAAGGAGCACAAGGACAUGGCUGGUGGUAUCGAACCAUUUAAGCCCGAAUACCCCCACGAGGACCUAGGAGAAAUCGCAAGCCUCAGCCCCGAUGGCGAAGAGCCUACCGAAGAAGAAAGACGCACACUACGAAAGGUUUCCGAUAAGCUUCCCUGGGCUGCCUUUAUCAUCUGUAUCAUCGAACUCUGCGAACGCUUUACCUACUACGGUCUAUCUGGUCCCUUCCAAAACUACAUCGAGAAUAGCUACGGGGGCAGAGUACCUGGAGCUAUAGGCCUAGGACAGACAGGAGCUACCGGCUUAACAGACUUUUUUCAAUUUUGGUGCUAUGUCACACCCAUUGCUGGUGCCGUCGUUAGUGACCAGUACCUUGGAAAGUACUGGACUAUCUUCUACUCGGCCCUCAUCUAUAUCCUAGGCAACCUGAUUCUGUUCCUGACAUCGCUCCCUGUCGCCAUUGAGAACGGCGCUUCUUUGGGUGGCCUCAUUACCGCCAUGAUCAUCAUCGGACUUGGUACUGGUGGUAUUAAGUCUAAUGUCUCGCCAUUGAUUGCCGAACAAUACCAAAAUACCAGCCAGUUUGUCAAGACGCUGAAAUCCGGAGAGCGAGUGAUUGUCGACCCUGGAAAGACAAUCCAGAGAAUCUACUCGAUCUUUUACAUGAUGAUCAAUGUCGGUUCUCUAUCGUCUAUUGCCACUACUGAGCUCGAGGCCAACAUUGGAUUCUGGCCUGCUUAUUUGCUCCCCUUCUUGAUGUUCUUGGUCGGAUUCGCUGUUCUUGUUGCUGGAAAAUCCAAGUACAAGGUCCGUGCACCAGCUGGAUCAGUCAUCCCUAAUGCUUGCAAGAUCGCGUGGAUUACCUUGAUGAACAAGGGCAACUGGAACGCCGCCAAACCUGAGUACCAGGAGGAGUUCGUUGGUGGCAAAAAGUACAACUUGAAGUGGGAUGGCAUCUUUGUCGAAGAAGUCAGGCGCGCUCUUGUUGCCUGCAAGGUGUUCUGCUUUUUCCCUAUCUACUGGGUUGUUUACUCACAGAUGCUUAACAACUUCAUCUCUCAAGCUGGACAGAUGCAACUGCAUGGUAUCCCUAACGAUCUGAUGCAGAAUUGGGAUCCCAUCACCAUCAUCAUCUUCAUCCCCAUUAUCGACUACUUGUUCUACCCUGCUCUUGGUAAACUCGGAUUCCAGAUGAAGCCUAUCACUCGUAUCACCCUAGGCUUCAUGUUCGGCGCCGGUGCUAUGGCCUACGCUGCUGGUGUGCAGAAGCUUAUCUACAAGACUGGACCCUGUUACGACGCCCCCGGAGCUUGCGAAGCUGGCCUGUUGCCCGAUGGAACCUACGCCCCUAACAACGUCCAUGUCGCCAUUCAGGCUCCCGCCUACCUCUUGAUUGGUCUCUCGGAGAUCUUCGCCUCUAUCACUGGUCUAGAAUACGCCUUUACUAAGGCACCUGCUUCCAUGAAAUCGUUCAUUAUGAGUCUUUUCCUCCUUACCAGCGCAUUUGGUUCCGCCCUCGGAAUCGCGCUUUCACCCACCGCAGUCGACCCUAAGCUCCUCUGGAUGUACGUCGGUCUCUGCAUUGCCUGCUUCGUCGCCGGUGUCCUUUUCUGGGUCAUCUACAGCAAGUACAACGACACGGAAGAGGAAAUGAACGAGCUCGAAAAGUACACUGCCAAGCCCAAGUCGGUUGAACAAGCCGACGAGGAAAAGGCAGCUGCUGCAGAAGCUCCUGCCCGUGAGAAGUCCGUUUCUGAAUAGAGCGAUUGAAAUCGAUUUUGUAUUAGUAGUUUAUGUGCACGGAGAAACGGAUUAUGUAUAUAUAGCCACGUCAAUGAAGAAUCCAUCUUACUGUG